AGAAAACCUACAUAUCUCUAUGGCAACGACAACUAUCCAUUUGCAGUGCUAAUCAUGGUGCUAAUGUGUCCAUGACUGAAAACUUGUUAACUUGUUGUAGUAGCUAGCUGUUUAUUACAACAUUAACCGUAUUCGCCGACAUUCUUGCCGCGUACAUUUGCAAACUGCAAGCAGUUAGCUAGGUAACAAAUUGCAUGUCGUUGCGAGUACGAAAAAUACGAAAAAGUAGCUGCGUGCUAACGACAAGUGCUAGCUUUGCUAACAUCAAAACAAUACCGCUUUUUGAAUGUUUACUUGCUAAAUAUGAACUUUAUGGCGGACAGUUGGAACACAGAUACCGGAGAAGCUGUGUAUCGGUCCCGGGAUGCUGUCAAAAACUUGAGAAUAAGGGUGCGUAUAGAGAAGGUGACCUCUACAGCAGCCCUCUCUCAGCACCUCCAACAGCAAGUUCUGUCCCAGCAAGACAGAGGGGACAUUGAAAUGGAAACCCUCACCUCACGAGGCCAGACAGGUGAUAAUGAGGAGGAGCUGGUGGUGGGCUGGCAGGAGAAACUCUUUAGUCAGUAUGAGAUGGAGCUGUUCCAGAGCGAUGCAGCAUGUCAGACCCCUCUGGACCGUCAGUAUCACACAGAAGUCAAGGCCCUGAACAAGUCUAAGCGCCGACGUAAUCACAGGAUUUUCACAUACACAGAUCAUGACCGCUACACCAGCUGUCUUCCAUUGCACCAACUGCAGCACUCCACUGACUUAUUGACCACAACCAAAUCCAGCCCCACAUUCCUGGCUGAAAGGAUGGCCAGUGUGAGACACAGACGGCAGGACAGACGCACCAUGGAUUGUAGUAUUCCUAAAUCAAAGAUCGUCAACUGGGAGCCCACAGAGGAGUUUGUGAAGAGCAGUCAUGUGGUGAAUAAUGCCAUGCAGACCAUGCACAUCAUGGGAGACCUGGCUCCCCCUGGAAGGCUGGGCCAGAAAGAUAAUGAAUAUUUGCUGGUAACCAUAAAAACAGAUGGCAGCGGGACAGUCAUUGUAAAACCUGACUUCAACAAAGGCAAAGAGCCCUAUAGGAUUGUAACAGCGGGGGAGAAGAGAGAAGUUUGGCGUCUCACUGUGGAGAAUGUAUGCACAGCCAUGCAACCAGAGGAACAGGAGAGGGAGCAGAACAUGUAUAGAGACCUGUACGUACGGCACAAGGAGUACCUCAAUAGCCUUGUUGGACAGGACUUUGAGAUGCCUCCCUUGGGUAUUUUGCGUUACCUGAUGAAUGGAGAGAUAGUUUCAGCCAAAGGCUUUGAAUAUGAUAACUUAUACAUCCACUUCUUCAUGGAACUGCCCAACAAUUGGUCCAGCUUGCCAUUUCAGUCUCUCUCAGGUGUUACCCAGACCUGCCGGGCCAAAACAUUAGGGAAGGAAAAUGUAGCUUUCUUCAGUUACCCCUUUAGCUUUGAGGCUUUCUACAUGAGUGAAAAAGAGAGUGAGGAGUCAAUUCUCCAGUGGCCAGUGAUCUACUUCAAGGUUCUUUCUCUGGACUCCUGGCAGCGCUAUCGAACUGAAGGCUAUGGCUAUCUGCUUUUUCCUGCCAUGCCUGGUAAACAUACAAUAACAUGCCAUACGUGGAGACCCCUUCAGAUGGGGACAGGGUCUGCACUGAGGCGCUUCUUUAUUGGAGGUUCUCCAGAGCUUGAAGACCACAGCUAUGUCAGAAUACCCGGGACCUUUAAGGGAGAGAGGCUGAGUCGCUUUGGCUUUUGCACUGAAACCACAGGAAGUGUCACCUUUAAUCUGCACUGCCUCCAGCAAGCCAGGGCCUUUGUUGAUGCCACCAUGCUGAAGAAGAGGAGGCAGAAAGCUUUUGAGCAGCUGGGAGGAUUUAGUCAGCAAGGAGCUGUUUGCACCAUCCUGGAGGCCUUCCAGAGGGCCAGGAGAAAGAUGCACGAGGCCAGAGAAAGUCUUCCAAGAGACCUCGUCAACACCAACUCCCAACUCCACAUCGAAUCCUCAGCAUAGGCGUGAAAAACGGUGAAGAACUGUCACUCUGUCAAAUACAUGAAAACAACCAAAUGGCUUACAGCUACCCUGUAGAAUAGUAGCAACAUUACCAGCGAGUAGGAGUUGCCAUUUUUAAAUAUUGCACAUUUAGGGGCGUGUUCAGGCCUAUAGUUUGUUUGCUUUGGUCCGAAUCAGUUGAUGACUUUGUACACUUGGAGCGGUUUCCCCUUGGUUUUGUUUCACUCAGAGAAAAAUCCAAGCGUACCAAAAUGCAUCACUACCUGUGCUUACUGGUCAGAUGUGUCCGGGUGCAGGAGCAAGAAAGUAAAUACAGGAAGAGGGUCCUGUGUUCUCGAGUAGUGCAUAUGUCUUGCAUCCCCACGGUCAAACCAGACGUUACUGCGUCUAUUUCUGUAAGAGAAACACUGCAAGCCGCUACAGUUUUGCAAAACACACCUGACUACAGGAGCCGUUUAGCUCAGACUUGCUGAGACCACAUAGCUGGGGCAGUUUGAGAUCGGAUCACAUUCUCACCACAAACGAACCGAUCCAGAGUUUGAUUAAGAGCAUACUGAGACCUCCUUAAUGAGGGGAUCUAGGCACGCGAGUUUGGUCCACUUUUGGUGCACAUCUGAGUGCGAUGGAUGCAUUCACACCUGCCCAAACGAACCGCACCCAGGGGGAACACGAACUCUAGUGCGAUUUAACCAAACUAAAUGAGGUGUGAAAGCCUCCAUAUUGUGUUUUGGUGAUAGGACUGUGAUGUACUGUAACAAGUCAGAAAGAAGAAAACUGUCUUUUUGCAAUUUAUAUUUUGUAAAGGAUAAGGUUUGUAAGGUGAUUAUUGAGUAAAUAUGGAUUUAUGUGGUAAUUAAUAUGGAGCAAAGCCAAUAUGCCUACUACGUAUGCUAUGUAUGUAUUGUUCUGUAUCUAUGGUUAUCACCAUGUAUUGUAUUAUUUUUUUACAGUCACUGUUUGUCUCAGAUUUGGGUAAAUAGUCUUAUUUUCAGAGUUGUAGACAGUGAGGCUUUUACAAACUGAUGCAACACAGAAAAUAAAAUACUUUUUAGACUUGGA
Messenger RNA from Perca fluviatilis (European perch), 3066 nucleotides. RefSeq names its product MKS transition zone complex subunit 1 (gene mks1). The record is from RefSeq and is a predicted model, not a curated record. Gene Ontology annotation, biological process: cilium assembly. Gene Ontology annotation, cellular component: MKS complex. Lineage: Eukaryota; Metazoa; Chordata; Actinopteri; Perciformes; Percidae. The transcript is spliced from 18 exons. The coding region runs from base 304 to 2007 and encodes 567 amino acids.